UGUAAAAGUUGAUGCUAUAAAGACAGAGAAAGCCUGCUAUUUCCAAGAAGAAAAAAAAGAAAAAGAAAAAGAAAAAGAAAACAGAGUAGAUUCAAAUUCAUCAGUCAUCAAGCCAAUGCCAAGAUCAAGAGGAACAGAGAUGGCAUUGAAGCAGUCUCCACGGACAAGCCCACUUCAAGAGAGGAAGAGAGUGGCAGAGCUUGAAUCUAAGCUGAGUAGUGCUUUGGAGGAAGUGAAGAAGCUGAAGGAGAAGUUGGCAAGGAAUGAGGUGGAAGAGCUGAGAGUGAAGCUGGAGGAAAAGGAGAGAAAGGUUAAGAGUUUUGAGACAGAGAAUGAGAGGUUGAGGUUGGAAAUUAAGGAAGUGGAAGUGGCUCAUGAUAAAGAGAAAGAGUUGGGAGCUAAGUUGGGUUGCAUGGGAGAUGAGUUGAAUGAGAUUAAAGGGAGAGUGGAGGAGAUGAAGGAGAAGUUGGAAAGUGUGGAGAAGGAGAAGUUGGUGAUGGAGAUGGAGAUGAAGAAGAUGAAGGUGCAGAUGGAGCAAUGGAGGAAGGCUGCAGAGACUGCAGCAGCAGUUAUAGCUGAAGAUCAUGGAGUGUGCUCCAUGGAGGAAGAGGAAGGUGGAAGAAGGAAGAGUCUUUUUGGAGAGUUUUGGAAGAAGAAGAACUGCAGUUAAUUCAGUAAAUAUAAGUUGUUUUGCAUAUAUAUAUAUAUAUAUAUAUAUAAUUUAUGGAUUCCAAGUCUCUGUUUUGUAUCUGUUUGCACAGCAGAAGUGUUUUUCUCAGUGGAA
Molecule: messenger RNA, 784 nt
Organism: Dioscorea cayenensis subsp. rotundata (Guinea yam)
Lineage: Eukaryota; Viridiplantae; Streptophyta; Magnoliopsida; Dioscoreales; Dioscoreaceae
Product: interactor of constitutive active ROPs 4-like
Exons: 3
Coding region: 116-670 (184 amino acids)
Source: RefSeq, a predicted model, not a curated record